This is a messenger RNA of Schistosoma turkestanicum, 2636 nucleotides long. Lineage: Eukaryota; Metazoa; Platyhelminthes; Trematoda; Strigeidida; Schistosomatidae. The record is from the annotation of a GenBank genome assembly.
CGCAGAUGCGCGUAAAAUAAAUUUGGCGGUAGAUUAAACCACGUGAUAAUCUUAUUCGAUGUUAUCUGCGAGGGAUUUCUAUCGCUUACAAAAGUUGAGUAGUCAGGGUAAAGUUAAAAACUCAGAAGAAGGUAUCUCAUUGGUCAAAAAAUUAAAUAAAUCGUUGGAUACGUUAGAUGCUCCUUGCGAUGGGAAUGCGAUUUCAAAAUCUUUAACCUCUGAAACAUCAAAUCAACUGCACGAUAAAAGUAAUGCUAAAAAAAGACGAAGAGUAAAAAAGCGAAAAUCCUCAGUUAACAACGAGUCUUGUGUAAAAGAUGUUAACUGUUCUAACAGAACUCAAGAUCUUGAAUCUAGUUUAAACACCACAUACAUAACUGAUGAUUCUGAUCAGGAAUUCGGAAAAUUACAUACAAAGAAACAAAAGUGUGAUCUUAAACAAGGAUCACCUAGUAAAGCAGUUGCUGAAAUAAACCAUAAACUGUCUCCUAAAAACAACGUUCCGGACGCUUCACUACGCCCUGAGACCUUGUCAUUAUCAUCAAAACAGAAUAUCAAUAGCCUGAAUCCUUUGAAACAAGGUGAACGGUUACUCAAAGAAAUGCUUGGGCCCAUCACAGUCGAAGAGUUUAUCAGAGCCAGGUAUCAAAAAUCUCCGUUACAUGUCGAACGGUCCAGUUCAAAAUGUGGUGAAUGGUUGAAUUUUUCUUUCAUAAAAAAAUUAUUAGAGAAGGAAUUUCUCUUUUUCGGUCAACAUGUGGAUUUAAUCGAAGGUAAAACUCUACAAAAUGGUAUUGUUAAUCCACCUGGUCGAGCUUUUGCCGGGACUGUGUGGGAGCAUUAUUUUCAAAGAAAAGUAUUACGUUUUAAUAAUCUUCAAACAUUCUCCAAACGUCUCCGUUUUCGUAUUGAUCUUUUACAAGAAUAUUUCGGUUGUAAUUUUACCAUUACUGCUUAUUUAUUACCGUCGAAAUCAACUGGAUUAUUGUCGAAUCAAUUAGAUUAUGACUUAUUUAUAUUACAGCAGGAAGGUUCACAGAAUUUUCAAAUUACAAGUAACGAUAAAGCGAUGAAUUUCAAAGGUCAAAAUAAACGCGUAAUGUCUGUGAAGUUGAAACCUGGAGAUUUACUUUAUAUUCCUAAAGGAUUCACUUACACUAUAUCACAUGACAAUAAUACUCAGCAUACAUUACAUCUUUGCAUUAGUUUUGAUGAAAAGUAUAAUUGGGGCGAUUAUUUGUCUGAAUUAUUACCAAUAAUGAUAAAGAAUGCUGUAGAGAAUGAUCCAGAAUUUCAUAAACCACUUCCAUUGAAUGCUUUCAAAUAUCUUGGAGUAUUUUUUAAUAAAAAUGAAGCAAAUAAACAUGCAAUUGAAUUAGAAAAAGAAUUUCGUUUACAAACUAUUCAACUAUUGAAACGUUUAAUUCAUAAAAUUGAACAACGUCAAACAUUUACAAUUCAAAAAUCAAAAUCUACUAAUCAGUCAAUUGAAGAAGAAACGCGUCGAUUGUCAUCUGCAACAACAACAACAACCGCCGCCACCACCGCCACCACAACGACGACGUCAAGUAAAGAAAUCGAGUCCGUAAGACCACCUCAACAACAAUCGCAACAACCGAAUCCUUAUGAUAAUUUGUUUAUUCAAACAAUUGAUCCUUUACAUUUGGCUAUUGAUAAAAUUAUGUUGAAAAUAAUGCGUGAACGAUGUGCACCGGAGUUGAGUGAAGAUGAAUUAAUCCGAUCUAAUUUGACACAAAGCAAUGAUAAAUCAAAUCCUUUAACUAUUCAUAGUAGAAUUCGUUUAGUUCGUUCCACAGCAAUUCGAUUGAUAUUGACAUAUUUUGAGAAGAACGACCCAACUAUUACAGCUGCUACUACUGUCAUGAACGGUAAUGACGAUGACAGUCAUCCAAGCAGUCAACGACAAGAACAACAACAACAACAGCAUUCAAUGAUUCCUUCAUUUAUGGUUUAUCAUUGCUUGAAUAAUCAAAGCAAUCAUUCUGAUAUGAAUGCCAAUGUAGGCAUUGGUUUUCAUAAGAAAUUUUUAAUCGCUCUCACUCAUCUUAUACACAAAUAUCCUGUAUUCAUUCCGGUUCAUGGUUUACCAUUGGAAAAACAUACAGAUUGUUUAAAUGUAGCACUAACAUUUUACAAAUUAGGAUUCAUAAUCACAGAACAUCAUAAACAGCAUCAAAUUGAUGAUGAUGAUGAAGUGCAAACUAUUGAAGGAGAAGAAGAACAAUCUGGUGAAAACAAUGUUGUUUUGACGAAGAUCGAUAAAAUACCAAAGCAUUCCACAGCGUUGAUGAAGAAUACUGAAGUUGGUAGACGAGGCAAUUGUGUAGUAGUAAUCAGUUUAGAUAAUAAUCAUAAAACGCAAGAUGACGAUUGUCGUCUCAUUGAUGAAGACAACAUCACUGAUGAUGAUGAUGCUGCUGACGAUUGUAUUAUUACUGGGAAAAUUGAGAAAAGCAAAUAACAUCACAUGGUGUAUCGAAAUGAUGUGUCGUACAGAUUUUUUUUUUUUAAAAGAAACAUUUGUUUAUUUGGAGAAAUGCAUUUUACUCCUAAUCUAUUUGUACAUUUCAUAAGAAAGAAAAUGAGAAUAAAAAAUGUUGUAUAAUCAUCAUGAG